Messenger RNA from Amphiprion ocellaris (clown anemonefish), 2783 nucleotides. RefSeq names its product peptidylprolyl isomerase (cyclophilin)-like 3 (gene ppil3). The transcript is spliced from 6 exons. The record is from RefSeq and is a predicted model, not a curated record. Gene Ontology annotation, molecular function: peptidyl-prolyl cis-trans isomerase activity. Gene Ontology annotation, biological process: protein folding; protein peptidyl-prolyl isomerization. Lineage: Eukaryota; Metazoa; Chordata; Actinopteri; Pomacentridae. Bases 77 to 562 code for a protein of 161 amino acids. Gene Ontology annotation, cellular component: catalytic step 2 spliceosome.
ACCUUUCAGCGCCCUGUAACAAUCCCCACCCGGGCAUGUUUCUCCGACGCACCUGGUCGCAGACGCAACGUUUGAAAUGGCUGUCACCCUUCACACAGAUUUAGGAGAAAUUAAGAUAGAAUUGUUCUGCGAGCGAACCCCGAAAGCAUGUGAGAACUUUCUUGCGCUGUGUGCCAGUGGGUUCUACAAUGGCUGCAUCUUCCACAGAAACAUUAAAGGCUUCAUGGUUCAGACUGGAGACCCUACAGGCACAGGUAAAGGAGGAACGAGCAUAUGGGGUCGCAAAUUCGAAGAUGAGUACAGCGAACACUUAAAACAUAACGUAAGAGGAGUGGUCUCGAUGGCAAACAAUGGCCCAAACACGAACGGCUCCCAGUUUUUCUUCACGUACGCCAAACAGCCCCAUCUGGACAUGAAGUACACAGUGUUUGGAAAGAUUAUCGAUGGCUUGGAAACACUGGACGAACUGGAGAAGCUGCCUGUGAAUGAAAAGACGUUCCAACCGCUGACUGAAACCCACAUUAAAGAUGUGACCAUUCAUGCUAACCCUUUCGCCGGAUAGCUGGUUUCACCUCAGAAGUACAGAUAGGCCUCUAAUGCAGACAUGGAUAUUUUCCAUAAAUCACUUGAUACAGUGUGUGUUGCCUUGCCAAAGUUAAAAUGAAUAACUUGUCAGGGGGUAGAAAUUGGAGAGAAAACCACCCAGACAUUGAUGAUUGACAACGCGCUAACUGUGAGGCGGCAAAGUGCCGAGUUGUCUUCACAAAAUUCAUGCUUCAUACAUCAGCUUUUUCAAGUAGGAAUGAUAUCCCAGAGUUGAAUUUUACUGUCACUGUCGAUGGAGUAGUGCCAGAUUUUUGUAACUUGAAGCUGAAGUGCGGAACUUUAACUUAUAAAUGAACCUCCAUCGCAUUCAGGCCCUUCCCCAGUGAGUUCACACAAUACUGACUAAGCUUCUCAGUACCAAGUAAAUCUCUGGAUUUGGCAGUAUGCUACAGUUUGAGGUCUGUGACGGUAUAUAUGCACUGGUAGUAGUACACCAGUAGCGACACAUUUUAUGUCAACAAGCAAUGAGGGGUUUGUCGGCUGAAGAAGGUCAACUUGGACUAUGCUCUGAGAAGAGUUUAUAAUGCUCCAGAUUAAAAAAAAAAAAAAAAAAAGAAAACUUGCCUUUCAGGGGAAGAAUUGCAGUCUAAAAAAUAAUCUGAUGGUCAGCAAGGCAUGAAUCAGAAGCACAGUUAACAGUAACUUUGUAUUUACCCACUGCUGGAAGAGAGAGACCAAAGUUCUGCACUGCAGGUUUCAUAUGAAAUUCAGGAGGAGCCAUAGACCGCAUAUAGAAGAUGAACAUAGCCAUCGUGACAUCCUCCAUGGUCUUGUGGACUAUCAGUUGAGUCGAGUUCUAAAUUUGGCUGUCUUUUGAAACGAGAUCUAUAAAGUAAAAUGUGGAUCUGAUUGGUGCGAUACCGACCUGUCAGUCACAAGGUAGCCCCACCUUAAAGCAUACCCUGCCUUCUUGUCUGUUUUACUUAAAAUGGAACCACCAUACUGCAUUAAAUCAGGCCUUAAAGUAGCCAUAGAUACCAUAAACUCAUUAGGAAAAUGUUCACUGAGCUUAUGAAACAAGAAACAAAUAGGGUCAUUUUCUCAUAGACUUCUAUACAGUUGGACUUGUUUUGCCACCAGAGGAGUCGCCCCCUACUGGCUGUUAGACAGAAUGCAGGUUUAAGGUUAGCAUUAGUCUGACUCACUGGAUAUAGACUACAGGUAUUGGCCUGCCAUUAGUCAGAGUAUUCUGUAGUACUGAAUGGUCUGGCUGCACCACACUAUCAUUCUGUUAUCAGUGAAGAAAAACACUUGUUUGUAUUUCUUUAAACCUAUGACAGGCUGUGGCGUUUUUAUGACAGGUUGAAUGAUUUUUGUGGAACAUUUGCAGACAGGAAGAUGGACACUAAAAUGAAUUAUCCAUUGAGAAAAAUGACCAGAUUUUCCACAAAACUCGGAAGAUUUCGAUGUCAUAGGUUGCUGCCCAGAGGUGUUAGUGGUUGUUGUUUCCUGUAGGAAAGAAAUCAGUAAUGCACAGAUAGUGGAAGGGAAGGACAAAGCCACCUGAAGUUAGCAGUCAGCCAAUGGCAGGCUUAUAUCUGUGUCUGGAGUCAGACUAGUCUGCCAUUGUCCAUCAAUUUCAAACAGCUUUCUCCUCCCCUUCCACUAUCUAUAUGUUACUUUUUAAAAAAAUCCCCUUGACUGUGCUAAACAGCAACCUCUGGCCUUGCAACCUACCACCCAAAGGUUUGGAUCAUACAAUAAGUCAGCCUUGAUAGUAUUUUUCUUUUGCAGAAUUAGUAAUUUUCAUGACCACCUCCCUGCAUGCAAAUGUUUCACCAAAAUUCCCUGUCACUGUGUGAAUGGGGCACCAUCCCUGCAUCCUGGGCUUAGCACCACUAAAGACAAUUGUGAUAGGUUUAAAGAAACACAAAUAUCGUUUCCUCUAAAGCAAAAUAAUUAAUAGGUGCAGCCAGACCAAUCUGUACAGUCCUGUGUCGGCUCUAGAAAAUGGCUGCGCAAGACUAUUUCUACAUUGAUUUCACUUUUUGGACAGUGAAAUUACAUCUGUCUUUUAUAUAGAGUCUGUUGGUCUUUGCUUUCUCCAGUUUGCUUUGUAUGAUGAGGGAUUUAAUAAAAGUGUAGGUUAUUCAACUGUCCCCAGAAUGAAACCAUGUCUGACAUUCUUUCCAUUUUUCGUCAAUGUUUUGUAUUAAAUAAAAUUUUUAUAAUUUGAA